GCGCAGGUUCACAGUCCUGUCUUCACCUCCAUGCUUCACAGCGGAGACCAAUAAUGGGGCCAAACAGUCAAGCACUCAAACACAGAUCCUCACAUGACACAGAGAGGGAAUUCGGAGGAACCCUGGGUGCAAUAUGCAUUCCCAUCUUUCUUCCAUUAACGGUGCUUUUCCUGAUCUCUGUGAAUCAAUCACCUGAGGCCAGCCUAUUCCAGUGGCCCCCUCCUCUCCCCUCCACUAACCAGCUAUGGGACUCUCUGGCCCCUAUGCUCCUGGUGGGCUGGAUGAGUCUGCACGCCUGCCUCUACCUGCUUCCAUUAGGAAAGGUGUCUGAAGGAUUAGUGCUGAGGGAUGGAAAGCGUCUCAAGUAUCCCAUUAAUGGUUUUCAUGGCCUGUGCAUCAGCGGUGUGAUGCUGCUGUUGUUACUGAUGCUCGGGGCUCCUCUGGGGUAUCUGUUUGAGCUGCUGUUGCCUCUGGCGGUGUGUGCAAUAGGAGUCUCAUUCCUUCUCUCUGUCUACCUCUACGUCCGCUCUUUUUGGGCUGCCAAUCAUGCUCUCGCUUUGGGGGGCAACACAGGAAAUCCUCUGUAUGACUUCUUCAUCGGGCGGGAGCUGAACCCUCGGAUCGGAAACUUUGACCUGAAAUAUUUCUGUGAGCUCAGACCGGGUCUGAUUGGCUGGGUGGUCAUAAACCUCGGCAUGAUGAUGAAAGAGGUGGAGCUGCGAGGCUCCCCCUCCCUUGCCAUGAUACUGGUCAACAGUUUCCAGUUGCUGUAUGUGGCAGACGCUCUGUGGAAUGAGGAGGCUGUUCUGACAACCAUGGACAUUGUGCAUGAUGGUUUUGGCUUCAUGCUGGUCUUUGGAGACCUGGCCUGGGUUCCCUUCACAUAUGGCCUGCAGGCAGCUUUUCUGGUCAUGCACCCACAGGCUCUCAGUUUACUCGGAGCCGCAGCUAUAAUAACACUGAACGGUAUUGGAUAUUACAUCUUCAGAAAAUCCAACUCACAGAAGAACCAGUUCAGACGAGACCCAACGCAUCCAAGUGUUGCACGACUGGAGACCAUCGCCACAGCAACAGGGAAGCGUUUGCUGGUGUCCGGCUGGUGGGGUCUCGUUCGUCAUCCUAAUUACCUCGGUGACCUCCUCAUGGCCCUGGCGUGGUCCCUGCCCUGUGGAUUCUCACAUCUUCUGCCUUAUUUCUAUGUCAUAUAUUUCACCGUCUUGCUGAUUCACCGAGAGGACCGUGAUGAGAGACAGUGUAGGGCCAAAUACGGACUAGCGUGGGACACCUACUGUCGACGUGUGCCCUACAGGAUCUUCCCUUAUAUAUACUGAAAAGGAAACAAGAGUGGAUUUAACCCUUGUGUGUCCUUGAGUUCAUAUGAACGUAGCAAUAACUUGAAAUCCAUAAAUCCAUUUUGGGUUAUAUGAACCAUGGUGCUGCUACUGGGAAUCUGCAGGGAGCUCACAAUUUAAACCAGCUUAAUUCGUAAAGGCUGCUGUUCAGUUACAAAAUUAUAUUUGAUGAAUCACUACUCAGAUUUAGGCUAAAUCAAUGCAUUUUGAACUUGAGACCUCACAGGAAUCUGAUAUAAGUCUGCAUUAUACAAGUUACUUCUAAAACAUUCCACCAUAAAAGGUAAAAGUAUAGUAGCAUAUUGCUGAUUGUUAGGCACUGAGUGGAUUUCUUCUUCUUUUAAACACAUAUUAUACAAAGAUUAUUAUAACU
Messenger RNA from Scomber japonicus (chub mackerel), 1725 nucleotides. RefSeq names its product transmembrane 7 superfamily member 2 (gene tm7sf2). The coding region runs from base 54 to 1331 and encodes 425 amino acids. The transcript is spliced from 11 exons. Gene Ontology annotation, cellular component: endoplasmic reticulum membrane; nuclear inner membrane. Gene Ontology annotation, biological process: sterol biosynthetic process. Lineage: Eukaryota; Metazoa; Chordata; Actinopteri; Scombriformes; Scombridae. The record is from RefSeq and is a predicted model, not a curated record. Gene Ontology annotation, molecular function: oxidoreductase activity, acting on the CH-CH group of donors, NAD or NADP as acceptor.